Messenger RNA from Hyposmocoma kahamanoa, 3042 nucleotides. It is a transcript of the gene ssh, whose product is annotated as protein phosphatase Slingshot. Bases 1 to 2865 code for a protein of 954 amino acids. Gene Ontology annotation, cellular component: cytoplasm. Gene Ontology annotation, biological process: negative regulation of actin filament polymerization; actin cytoskeleton organization; protein dephosphorylation. The transcript is spliced from 6 exons. NCBI's taxonomy places the organism in Eukaryota, Metazoa, Arthropoda, Insecta, Lepidoptera, Cosmopterigidae. The record is from RefSeq and is a predicted model, not a curated record. Gene Ontology annotation, molecular function: protein tyrosine/serine/threonine phosphatase activity; actin binding.
AUGGCCCCAUACUAUCAUAUUCUGAUAUUCAAUUUUACGGCGGUGAAAUUGGAGAGCGCUCACGUGGGUCGCACGAGGUACUUGGUGGUGGUAUGUCGCAGCAACGAAGCAGCACUUCUUGGCAUCGACUGCAACCACCAAACCACUGUCGGCCUGGCACUCCGCGUGCUCGCAGAUACUUCUAUCAAGCUCGACGGCGAUGGAGGGUUCAGCGUCUGUGUGUGCAAUCAGCAACACAUAUUCAAGCCGGUGUCUGUUCAGGCCAUGUGGUCAGCGCUGCAAACUCUACACCGCGCGAGUGCAAAGGCCCGCGAGCUGAAUCACUUCGCCGGUGGGUCGUCACACGCGUGGUGCGCUUACUACGAGAGCCAUGUGGACUCCGACCGCUCCUGCCUUAACGAGUGGCAUGCUAUGGAUAGCUUGGAGUCUCGACGUCCACCAUCGCCGGAUUCUUUGCGACUGAAGCCAAGAGAACGGGACGAGACGGAGCGGGUGAUUCGCUUCACGCUCAAGGAAAUCAUGAUGAGCGUCGACUUAGACGAGGUGACCAGUAAAGUGAUUCGUGGACGGCUGGAGGACGAACUAGAUAUGGACCUCGCGGAGUACAAGUCCUUCAUUGACCAUGAGAUGCUCACAAUACUGGGACAGAUGGACGCCCCCACAGAGAUUUUCGACCACGUCUACCUCGGCUCCGAAUGGAACGCUAGCAAUUUAGAGGAAUUACAACGGAAUGGGGUUAGACACAUACUGAACGUGACGAGAGAGAUAGACAACUUCUUUCCCGGCAUGUUUGACUAUCUGAACAUAAGAGUUUAUGAUGAUGACAAGACUGAUCUACUAAAACAUUGGGAUAAUACAUUUAAGUACAUAAACAAGGCCCGAAACGAAGGCUCCAAAGUUCUCGUCCAUUGCAAAAUGGGUAUCAGCAGGUCGGCGUCUGUCGUGAUAGCGUACGCUAUGAAGGCAUUUAAUUGGAAUUUCGACAAAGCUCUCAAAUACGUCAAGACAAAAAGAAGCUGUAUCAAACCUAACACAAAUUUUCUCAGUCAGCUCGAGACCUACCAGGGUAUAUUGGAUGCCAUGAAAAACAAAGAAAAGCUGCAAAGAUCUAAAUCUGAGACCAAUCUUAAAACACCUAAAACAGUUUCGAAAACCGAAAGCAAAGUGACAGACCCGACUCCUCUAGUCCUCGCUUUAACAGGCUCAUAUUCGGGCCGACCGCGCUCCUGGUCACCAGAUACCAAACUUGCGUCGGAACUGCUACCUCCAACUUCUGUGUCACUCGAAAACUUGGCAUCCGAAACUCGCCACAUGCUCAUGCCGUGUGCCAACGGCAGCUACAGUGUCUCGCCCAACCAGAUAAUUAGGCUCAAGGAAGAGGGAGCUCCGUCAGUCAAACAUAUAGUGAAUGAAAUAGAGAAUGCAUCGUCAGGGGAAAGAAGAGACUUUAGAAGGUACCAGAGAUUAAAUUUUGGAACUCAACUAGUUCCCAAUGAGACACCUAGCAACAGGUCAUCAGAUGCGUCUAUGGGCUCAAGUACGCAAUCGGAGACAUUGGGCAAGCCUCCGCAAGUCUCACCAUCCAGAAAUUCAAAUCAAAAAUGUCCUCAUCCCAAUUUUGAAGCGAACAAAAUUCACACUUGGGACCCCGGGGAAGCGACAUGGCCUAAAGGCGAAGAUAACAGGAAUAUUAAUGACAGUGACAAUAUAGUGAAAAGUGAUAGUGGUAUUAUAGACGUAAAAACGAAAAUAAAUGACGCUUUAUAUAAUUCCGUAGACCGCAAUUUAGACAGUGACGAGAGGCGACCGAACGAUGAGGAUCUUCCACCGCCGAGCCGGCAGAGUUCGUGGAGCUCGUUCGACAGCGCCGUCGUUCCCGAUUUGUCGCGGCACUCCUCCUGGGGCUCGUACGACACGCGAGCCACCCGCGUCGCACGGGACGACGCGGCCAAGCGCCGCGAGGUCAAGGAACGCAGCGACGAACGCGCGCCGCGGAAGGACGACGAGAAGUGCGACGCGCAGCGGCUCGCCCCCGAGCUCGGCAUCAUAAGUGAGCACACCGAACGCAAAGGCGGGCGGCGAAAGGUUGACCGCACUCCGGCCGACAUAUCGGAUAACGAACGCAAAUUCAACGAAACGUGUGCCAUAUUGAAGGAGCUCGCCAACGCAGCGGCGCGCAUGGAACGCACGCGCGGCCGCGGCGCUUCCACGUGGAGCGGGCGCCUGUCGGCGUCGGCGCCGGCCGACACGUGGCUGCGCGCCGGCCCGCGCCGUCGCCGCCUGGCCGCCGCCUCCCACGGCGACCUGCCGCGCGCCGCCGCCCCGGUGGCUCCCCCGGCCUCGCCCGUGUCCGCGGCCGGCCUCGUCAGCAACCUGAAAAAGGAGUUCGAGGCCCGCCUGGAAGGCGACAUGGCCCGACGGCCGCAGGCGCGCACCAGGGUGCCCGUUGCGGGGGACGCUCGCGAGCGACCGCCCUCGUCGCCGCCUGCCGGAGAAGACCUGUCCGUCAAAGUGUUGGUCGACCGGUACGACCAGCCGGGCCGCGCGCGCAGCGAGUCGAGCUGCGAGCCGCGGGCCAAGGCGCCGCACGAGUCGGUGUCGAAGAAGUCCCGCCUGGCCGAGGAGGGCCGGCGCGGCGCCGCGCUGCGUAACUCGUUCUGCGGCGCCGUGCGCGGCGAGCGGCCGCCCGUCGCGCCCACCGUGGUCUCCGCCCCCAUCGACUAUCCCAACGUGGUAGUUUCAACUGUGAUGUCGAAAGCUCAAAAUAAGAAACAAUUGCAACACGGAAAGACCCAUCCGUUGACGAGGCUCAACUUGAAUCGGUCGAAUAAUCGAUGUUCAAAUCCUGUAUAUAAUACUAUGUAGAAGUAUUUAUGUUUUUAUUUAUUAUGAAUUCUUGCCAAACUCGAUAUUUUAUCUUCUAGAGUUUUAUAUAAAUUUACAAAUCACAGUGUAUUUGUCUAUCACGUAAAAUAUAUUAAGCGGCUGUUUGUGCGUAGAGAAAUGUUAAAAGAGAGAAUAAAUUCAAUACAACAGAUGUAC